AUGGUAGAGUCUAGAUUCUGUGAAAUCCAUCAUGGCUGCCGUUAGAUGAAAAAUAUUGGGGUGUUGCCAAAUUUUUACCAGUUUAAUGCUAAUUGUUCGCUCUUUACUUUGACCUCGGAUAUAAGAUGAUAACCUAAAGAUUACUUGUGACACUGGCCAGGAAACCGAAAGCUUGAAGACGUUUUAUCUGAAGUGAUUGGAUAGGAGUCCUAGGGAAUCAAUCAUGUUUCGUAACAAGAAGAAAAAGAGCAAAAAAGAGGGCGACAACUCCCUCAGCAGUAAAAACAGCUCCAGUGGAAAGGCAUCCUCCAGUAGUAGUGGCCAGUGGUCCCGGUCCAGCGGUACAGGGUUCGAACCCAGCUCGGAGUCCCAGAGAAGCUCAGGUGUGUCAGCUGUGCUUGGUGGGGUUGCAGAGUUCAAGGUCAAACUUCUGGCUGUGCUGGACAACCUGGAAGAUUUGGACAACCAAGGUGCCAUCGGCAUGAUCAACACAAUCGACCUCAACCAGCAAUACAGAAGGAUACCCUUCAUUGCUAAGGAUGACAGUCAAGUCAUCCUGGUACUGUUCAAGUAUGGGAUCAAGGUCAUGGAGGUCAACUCACCUGUUGUACUGUACAGACAUCCACUGUACAGCAUCCAGAGAGUGGUUUGUUAUGAUGAUGGGCUGGGGAAACAGGUUGUGGCAAUAAAGGUGGGACAACCCAGGAAAACCAAGUACGGCCUGCUGGCCUUCCAGUGUAAUAGUCAGGACCAAGCAACUGAAAUCUGCCGGACACUUGCCACCAUAAUUGAGGUCAUCACCACACCAGACAGGUCUUAACAUAUGGUCAGGCCACCGUAGGUCAUAGGUCACCAAUGGACACUUGUCAUCAUCUAUUAGAUGGUCAAUUUGUGGCUGACACAUUCCUAGCAAGGUCAGGUGAUCAGCAGUCUGGGCACUGGAGGUCAUAGGUCAACAAUGGGAAUAGCUUGCCAAAAGUGUGACCUUCAAGCAGUCUUGACCUGUAGAAUUUUUGUCAUAAGAAGAUGGUGGGAUUGGUAAAAGAUUUUGUUUUGUUAGACAGACAUGACAAAAGAUGGAAGUGAAAGCCCACUCCAAUAAGUGUGCUAGUAAGUAGUAUAGCUAAGGAAGUGUUAAGGAAUAUAAUUUUACCUGUAAAGUAAAGGUAAAGCUGUCAUCUCUAGGACACCACUAAGUUCCAACAUAGGGUUAGUGUUGUUGACAAAUAGGUUGGGUUGUCUGAACAUCGGAGUGUAGGAACAUAGGGACAUUACUGUCAUCCUCAACUGAGUUGAAGUACCACAGAUGUACAAUGUGAUGAUGAUGUCAUGAAAAAUCAUGAUGUUUUUAACCACCAUUACAACUAAAGUUUUCAUUUUUGGAAUAGUCAUACAUGUAUUUUUGUACACAUGUAUACACAUAGUUUACUAUAAGUUAUAAGUUAUGCUAGCUGUAUUUAUUGUAAUUCUUAACAAUUGGAUGAUUGUAUUACUAAGUACUGAAAAAAAGCACAUUUUAAAAGCAUUGCAAUUUUUGUAAAUGUAACACUUGGAAGAUUCCACUAAGAAACACUACUGUAACAGUACUAUACAGCUUUGUGAGUUACAAACCAUAUACAUGUACAUGCCAGGUAAUAACUUAAAAGUAUGGUUAUUUUUAGAGACAAGCAUUGUAUUUCAAAUAUUGAAAAAGUAGUUUGUUGCAAUUAAGAGUAGUAAAAUAUUCAAGUAUCAUGUUAUAUUAUAAUUACAUGCACAUAUCUAUGGCAGCAAAACUUCUUGUAAUAAAUGUAGAACACUACCAACCCAGAAGUGCAGCUAACUGAAGAAAAAAAAAUGAAUUUGUAAUAUUCUGGAGCUGAGCCAUAUCUUUCUACCUUAAAAGGUUAAAACUACAUACUUGUGUAAUUUUUUCCUUUAUUUAUAAUAUGUAUAUGCAAGUCCUUUGUUUACAUCAGAUUUCUGUUAUGUAAUAACAAGUUCCCUUGGUAAUAAAAGUGUUUGCCCAAACUGGAA
Branchiostoma belcheri (Belcher's lancelet) is the source of this 2016-nucleotide messenger RNA. Its product is annotated as integrin beta-1-binding protein 1-like. NCBI's taxonomy places the organism in Eukaryota, Metazoa, Chordata, Leptocardii, Amphioxiformes, Branchiostomatidae. Gene Ontology annotation, biological process: negative regulation of substrate adhesion-dependent cell spreading; negative regulation of focal adhesion assembly. Bases 224 to 820 code for a protein of 198 amino acids. Gene Ontology annotation, molecular function: integrin binding. Gene Ontology annotation, cellular component: cell periphery; ruffle; cytoskeleton. The transcript is spliced from 7 exons. The record is from RefSeq and is a predicted model, not a curated record.